Oryzias latipes (Japanese medaka) is the source of this 2235-nucleotide messenger RNA. RefSeq names its product potassium voltage-gated channel, subfamily G, member 2 (gene kcng2). Gene Ontology annotation, molecular function: voltage-gated potassium channel activity. The record is from RefSeq and is a predicted model, not a curated record. Gene Ontology annotation, cellular component: voltage-gated potassium channel complex; membrane. Gene Ontology annotation, biological process: potassium ion transmembrane transport; protein homooligomerization; action potential. NCBI's taxonomy places the organism in Eukaryota, Metazoa, Chordata, Actinopteri, Beloniformes, Adrianichthyidae.
CCUGAGCAGUCCGCGCGGAGCGUCGGAGAGCCCGCGUGCAGCCUCCCCAUGCUCUGAGCCCCGCGCGCACACUUACGCCUCGUGGGUGUUUGAACAUGUGAAGAGACUUUUCAACAGGCUCCGGGCUGGGGGGCGGGGGGGGUCAGCCGAGUCCCGCAGUACCUGCGGGGAGAACUUACAGAGGAGCGGCUCGGGGACUAGACACGCGCGGAUCUGUUCUGCGAGACAAGAGGGGUGAGAACCCAGCGCUGCCUCCACAGAUGCUGUGAAGACCUCUCGUUCCAUUGAGCAGGACUGUGUCCACCGGCAGAGCUGCAGGGAUGUACCAGGAGGUGGCCUUCCUGGCAGGGAGUAAAGAGCAGCAGUUCACCACCUUCCACUUCAACCGUGUGGAGAAUCCACAGGAAGUGACCUCCAAAAAGGGUUUGUUCUACAAGCGAGCCCAGCUCCUUCUCCACCAGCAGGAUGGAGGAGACAUCGGCUUGGCUGACAGAGCAGCCAUCAUUAACGUGGGGGGCAUCAAGUACCGCAUUCCCUGGUCGACUUUGGAUGAGUUUCCAUUGACCCGACUGGGAAAGCUGCACAGCUGCAGCAACGAAGCGGAGAUCAUGGACGUGUGCGACGACUACGACGGCAGCCGCAAUGAGUAUUUUUUUGACCGAAGUCCGUCUGCCUUUCGCAUCAUUGUGACUUUUUUGGCGGCGGGAAAGCUGAGGCUCCUGAGGGAAAUGUGCGCCCUGUCCUUCCAGGAGGAGCUGCUCUACUGGGGGGUGGAGGAGAACAAUCUGGAAUGGUGCUGCCUCCGGAAGCUGCGCCUCAGGCAGGAGGAGUACAAAGAGCAGCUGAGGCUGGAAGACGAGGAGGCCGAGCUCACCUCACCACAGUCCUGCGAGGAGAGCCAACAGCCUCCUGGGGGGCCUGAGGAGACCUUCACAGGGGGCUGCAUGAGGAGGCUGAGGGACAUGGUGGAGAACCCCCACUCUGGGCUCCCAGGAAAAAUCUUUGCCUGCCUGUCAGUGUUGUUUGUAGCCAUCACUGCCGUGACGCUGUGUGUUAGCACCAUGCCUGAUCUCAGAGAGGAGGAGGAGAGGGGUGAGUGCUCCCAGAGGUGCUACAACAUCUUUGUUCUGGAGACGGUCUGCGUGGCCUGGUUCUCCCUGGAGUUCCUGCUGCGCUUCAUUCAGACUCAGAGCAAGUGCAUGUUCCUGCGAACACCUCUAAACGUAAUUGACGUGGUGGCCAUCCUUCCCUACUACAUCACCCUCAUCGUGGACUCCCUGUCCGGAGGAAGGAAGCCUGCCGGCUCAGGGAACAACUACCUGGAGAAGGUGGGCUUAGUCCUCCGAGUUCUCCGAGCGCUACGGAUCUUUUACGUCAUGAGGCUGGCUCGCCACUCUUUGGGCUUGCAGACGCUCGGCCUGACGGUGAGGCGGUGCACGCGGGAGUUUGGUCUGCUGCUGCUGUUCCUCUGUGUGGCCAUGGCGCUUUUCUCUCCUCUGGUGUUCCUCGCUGAGAGCGAAAUGGGAGCUAAGCAAGAAUUCACCAGCAUUCCUGGUAGCUACUGGUGGGCGGUAAUCUCCAUGACCACAGUUGGUUAUGGAGACAUGGUUCCCAGAAGCAUCCCCGGCCAGGUGGUGGCGCUCAGCAGUAUCCUGAGCGGCAUCCUCCUCAUGGCCUUCCCCGUCACCUCCAUCUUUCACACGUUCUCUCGCUCCUACGUGGAGCUGAAGGAGGAGCAGAACCGGGCACUCAGGCAGAAGCCAGACUCGCAGGACAGCACCAAGUCCCAGAACAGUGAGGACUCUCAGGACGACAGCUACCAAGGCAUCACGGAGGCAGCGGUGGCGGCGGCUGCAGUGCAGCGGCGGAAGUCCAUGGCUGCUCAGAGGGCUGCAGAGAUCAGAGAGUCCAUGCAGUUGUAGACUGGCAGUCUGGGUGAAGAGGGGACCUCAGACUGUUAACAGAGAUCUUCUUCUCUGGUUUUCUCCUUUAAACACGUGAAGGGCGGAGCUUUAGACUCUUACAAAGAAGCUCCAGAGGUUUUUUUUCCCCACAUAUGACUUUGGGAAAAAAAAUAUUUAUGAUUAAACACAUUUAGCACAGUGAGCUUAAGAAACAUUUAGGUUAAAAAAAGAGGUUUCUCUUUCACGCACAUUUGAUUAUUGAUCUCCUAGCUUUUGGUUUGAAUUUGAAAUGAUAUUGUUGUCCAAUUUGUGCUGCUUUCUUGCAAAAAAA